AUGGUGGGCUUGCCCAAUGAGGACCAGAGUUGCUGGUUGAACACGAUGAUCCAACUGCUUCUGUGUACGCCACGCCUCAGUGAGUCUGUGCAGCAGAGGUGCGCUGUAACGGGGCAGGAGGAAGCGCCCUUUGCCAGCGCCUGCAAUGAAGCCUUCCGUGAGAAGACGCAGGCGCUACAAAUUCCUGGUGGGGCAACGCACGAUGCCGUGGAGUUCCAUGCCAAGCGCAAGAUUCAGCUGCUGAUGCGUGAGAAGGGGGGAGAGGACUACGCUCCAUGGCAUCAGGCUGACGCAUGUGCUGCCUUUUUGUAUUUCCUCAGCAGGAUGGAGGAAGAGGGUGUUGACACAGGCUUUAAUUUUGUCACAAGGCACACCUUGAACUGCUGCCAUUGCAGCAGCCAGCAUCAGAAGGAGGAAGAGUCUUUGCACCUUUGUGUGAGCCUUGUUGACGAGACGAUGGUGAAGACCACGAGGCAGCGAAAAGUUCAGCCGCAGGCUUUUAAAUUGGAAGACCUGCUGCACGCGCAGUGCUUCAGGACAGAGCGCAUCAGUCCCUGGAGAUGCAGCAAAUGUCACAAUGACAGGACUGCUGUUGAGCGGUAUCCCACUGUGAAGAGCUGGCCACGCCUUUUGUCCAUAUGGAUCAAUCGGAUGGUCACAGAGGAUCGUCAAGUCCAUUGUCCGGUGGAGUUUCCAGAACGGCUUAAAAUCAAGGACGAAGCUCCAAUGUACAUGCUCUUCGGUGUUGCAGAGCAUAGUGGCCUGAACGGGCAUGGGCAUUAUCAUGCCUACGUCAAGAACAACAUGUGGUGGAAAAUGGAUGACCUGAGGAUGUGGGAGAGUCCGAACAAACCGGAGAACGGUGACUUACUGCUUUAUGCGCGAUGCUCUGAGGGGCCAGCUUCGUCAUUGCCUUGCAAAUCUGAUGGUCCUUUGCGGCAAAGUCACAUCGAGUCCUCUCCAAUUCCAGUUGUGCCUGAAGCUUCGUCAUUGCCUUGCAAAUCUGAUGGUCCUUUGCGGCAAAGUCACAUCGAGUCCUCUCCAAUUGCAGUUGUGCCUGAAGCUUCGUCCUUGCCUUUCAAAUCUGAUGGGCCUGUGCGGCAAAAUCACAUCGAGUCCUCUCCAAUUCCAGUUGUGCCUGAAGCUUCGUCGUUGCCUUGCAAAUCUGAUGGUCUUUUGCGGCAAAGUCACAUCGAGUCCUCUCCAAUUCCAGUUGUGCCUGAAGCUUCGUCAUUGCCUUGCAAAUCUGAUGGUCCUUUGCGGCACAGUCACAUCGAGUCCUCUCCAAUUCCAGUUGUGCCUGAAGCUUCGUCAUUGCCUUGCAAAUCUGAUGGUCCUUUGCGGCAAAGUCACAUCGAGUCCUCUCCAAUUCCAGUUGUGCCUGAAGCUUCGUCAUUGCCUUGCAAAUCUGAUGGUCCUUUGCGGCACAGUCACAUCGAGUCCUCUCCAAUGCCAGUUGUGCCUGAAGCUUCGUCAUUGCCUUGCAAAUCUGAUGGUCCUUUGCUGCAGAGUCACAUCGAGUCCUCUCCGAUUCCAGAGGCGGUGCAUCAAGUCAGUCAAGAGCUUUGUGCGACAGAGCCGACGAGCAGUGGCUGGCAUGCGUCGCUUGGUUCUAGCUGCGUGCCGGCGAUGCGAGCAGCGCUUCAGAAAGUGUUUCUUCCACUCUCGAUCACAGAUGAAGAUUCUCAGCGAGUGCUUGAGGCACGGCGCAGCAUGGACAAGCUUCAACAGGAAGUUGCCAGGCUGUGCUAUGCCGCAUUCCCCCACUUGCACUGCGCUGGCCCGAAGGCCUUACUUGCACGCAUUAAACAGAUUGAAGGUCUCUACUGCGCGACAGGCCACCUGCCAGCAAAGCGCAUGGCCUUAUUGGGUGGCGCUAGUCUGGAGCUGGCAGAAGGCUCCAGCGCAGAGAGGAUGGCAGAGGUGCAGGAGGAACGGACUUUGAAGGAGGGAGAACAUGGAUUCCGCGGCGGCGCUGAGAAAGGUAAGGUGGGCUUUCUGUUCAGCCCUCUUGGCAUGCGUGGAGGAGUAGGGAAGGCUCUCUAUCAGUCUGAUGCUGCUUUUCAGAAGGCAGUGGAAAACUGCCACGCUUGCUACAGUUGCGCGAUAUCUGAUGGUGUAAGCCUGGACCAGUUUCGGAGCCUUGUGUUUGGGCGAUUUUCGUCCGAGCCUUCGCCUGAUGAGCUUGUUUGGAUCUUUGUGCUCCAGUAUGCCUUUUUCCAAUCCAUUGUGGCCAUGGGGCUUUUUCCCGAUGUGGUUUUGGGCCACAGCAACGGAGAAUACGCUGCGGCUGUGGCAGCCGGAGUUAUGUCAUUGCAGGAUGCUAUGGGCAUCUUGCUGGUCAGGGCAAAUGCAUUGAAGAAGCUUGCACGCGAUGAAGCUGGCUGCAUGAUGACCAUCAAGGCAACGGCUUCAGAUGUUGCUGAAGAGCUCGCUGCUGCCAGCAUGCCUGAAGUUGUCAUUUCUGGGUUCAACAGUCAGUUUGACACGGUGAUCAGCGGCCCUGAACCCUGUGUGAGAAUCUUUUGCAGUCGCAUGCGGCAAUUCACCAUUCACUUCGACGCUGAAGGAGAACUAGGAAUCGAGCAGGUUGAAGUCCUCAGUGAUGUGACAGCAAGUCCUGGCCAGUUCAGCCGGAUUUUUCAGGUUGCGAAGAUUGAGGCUGGGAUAGUUCGCGAUUGGAAUGAGGCGCAUCCCGGCUAUGAGGUUCUCCCUUCUGACCUCAUUGUGAAGGUUGACGGCCGAAACUGCUGUGGCGAGGUGCGAGCUCCCGUGAGGAGCCUGACUUUCCUCAAGCACGGUGGAGUGAAGUGCAUGGAGCUCCGAGCCCCGGCCGCCAUGCACUCUCCACUGGUUGCCGGCGUCAAGGAAGCAGUCCAGCACCGCGCGGCGCAGAGCAACCUGCUGGCGCCGCAAAAUUGCCAGAUGGUGUCCAGCCUCACCGGCGCCGAGUGCGGCCAGGAGGUGGCCAGCGCAGAGCACUGGAGCGGGCACGACGACACGCGACCGAUGCGCUUUGAGGAGGCCAUGCUCACCAUGCAAGGGCUGGGAUGCACGCGGUUCCUGGAGCUGGGGCUGGGCCUCCUGGCCGUGGCACGGCGGUGCCUGCUAAAAAGCCCCAGCCUGACGUGGGAGUCGGCCAUGGAAUGGGGUGGGCAGUUGCCACACCUGCAGCAAGUGGUGCAACAGAUGAAGGGGGAGACGGACCUAGACUUCACGGAAGAUGUACAGGAUGCGAGGCUUGGAGGGAAGGAUGAACUGCUCAUGCUGGGCAGGCUUGAGCCCUCUCUGCCGGAGAUAAUUGCUGACGACCAGACUUUCUUCAUGCUUGGAUUAGACUCCAGACAUGUGGAGGAGCUGUAUUACAAGCUGAAGAAGGAAGGUUUCAUUUGCAAGUUGAUGCCUGGUCGCAGUGCAAAGUGUUGGAGGAAUACGCUGGAGUUGGAGAGCAUUGUGACAUGA
Molecule: messenger RNA, 3462 nt
Organism: Effrenium voratum
Lineage: Eukaryota; Dinophyceae; Suessiales; Symbiodiniaceae
Source: the annotation of a GenBank genome assembly